UUCUUACUGCCCCAGGCACCCUCCCUUCUUCACAAACAAGUCCUUCUGUGGGAGUCAGGUUGUCAGGGCUGUUACCACAGCAAUUGACAUCAGCAGCCUGGUCCCUGAGGAACCUGUCGCCCUUCUGCCCGCUGGCUAUGCCUCAGUUCCUGCCUCUUGGAGGAGGAGAGAGAAGGCGUGGGGGGCCUCCCACCCCCAUUUUGAGCACGGGGCAGGGCAGGGCCAGGCUGGGCCUAGGGACAAGGAGAGGGGAGGGGCUGGGGGAGGGCCAAAGGGUAGGCGGGGCAUCCUAGGGGGCCUCUGGCCCUGGCGGUGAGGCCCCUGCACACAGGGCACACGGGGCUCCUAGGCAGCGUUGCAGCAGCAGCACCCGGCAUGGCGGAGGACGGGCCGAAGCAGCCGCAGCUCAGCAUGCCCCUGGUCCUGGACCAGGACCUGACCAAGCAGAUGCGGCUGCGCGUGGAGAGCCUGAAGCAGCGCGGGGAGAAGCGCCCGGACGGCGAGAAGCUGCUGCGGCCGGCUGAGUCCGUCUACCGCCUGGACUUCGUCCAGCAGCAGAAGCUGCAGUUCGAGCGCUGGGACGUGGUGCUGGACAAGCCCGGCAAGGUCACCAUCACGGGCACCUCCCAGAACUGGACGCCCGACCUCACCAACCUCAUGACGCGCCAGCUGCUGGACCCCGCUGCCAUUUUCUGGCGCAAGGAGGACUCGGAGGCCAUGGAUUGGAACGAGGCCGACGCCCUGGAGUUUGGGGAGCGCCUAUCGGAUCUGGCCAAGAUCCGCAAGGUCAUGUACUUCCUCAUCACCUUUGGCGAGGGCCUGGAGCCCGCUGACCUCAAGGCCUCUGUGGUCUUUAACCAGCUCUGACGGCUGCUGCUGGCUGCCUCGCCCUCCCCAUGCCUGCCCGCCACCCCC
Messenger RNA from Lontra canadensis (Northern American river otter), 915 nucleotides. RefSeq names its product olfactory marker protein (gene OMP). Gene Ontology annotation, cellular component: nucleus; neuronal cell body; axon. Lineage: Eukaryota; Metazoa; Chordata; Mammalia; Carnivora; Mustelidae. Gene Ontology annotation, biological process: signal transduction; sensory perception of smell. The coding region runs from base 376 to 867 and encodes 163 amino acids. The transcript has a single exon. The record is from RefSeq and is a predicted model, not a curated record.